AUGCUCCCCAGCGCCGUGGCGGCCCACGCGGGCGCGUACUGGGACGUGGUGGCUUCCUCCGCGCUCCUCAACUUCCCCGCAGCGCCGGGCUUUGGCAACCUGGGCAAGAGUUUCCUGAUCGAGAACUUGCUGCGGGCUGGGGGCGCCCCGCCGCCCGGGCUGCAGCCGCCCCCGCCCCACGGUCCGGCAGCCGCUUUAGCCACCGCCGCCGCAGGCGCGCAGCUCCGGCCCUUGCCUGCCAACCCCGUUCCCCUGAAGCUGUGCCCUGCGGCCGAGCAAGCCAGUCCCGGCGGGGCGCCCUACGGCACGCGGUGGGCUUUUCAAGUGCUCAGCCCCUCAGCGGAUGACGCAAGGCUGCCGGGCCGCCCUACGACAGACCGAGACUGUACCUUCCAGCCUUCAGCCCCAGCACCUUCCAAACCUUUUUUCCUGAGUGCCCCGCCAUUCUACUCGGCAUGCUGUGGUGGGUCCUGUCGGCGCCCUGCAUCCCCCACUGCUUUUCCAAGAGAAGAGAGUGUGCUGCCUCUCCUGACACAGGACUCUAACUCCAAAGCUCGGAGGGGUAUUUUAAGAAGAGCCGUCUUUUCUGAGGACCAGAGAAAGGCUCUGGAGAAAAUGUUUCAGAAGCAGAAAUAUAUCAGCAAAACAGACCGAAAGAAACUUGCCAUCAACUUGGGACUAAAGGAAUCACAGGUGAAAAUUUGGUUUCAGAACAGAAGGAUGAAAUGGCGGAAUUCCAAAGAAAAAGAAGUACUUUCCAACAGAUGUGUUCAAGAAGCAGGCCUUCAAGAGGAUCCCCUGUCACGAUCUGCUCUGAGUUUCCCUUCUCCAUGUCCAUCACUCUGGGAAGUCUCCCAACAACGCUCAAGUCCAAGAUGGAGGGAAAAUUCACCAGAAGCUCCAGAAAGACUCAUCCAUGAGAGUUCAGGGGCACAGCCUCCAGAAGCAAAUUCACUGCAAGGUGCCUUGUAUAUGUGUUCUGAAGAAGAAGCUGGAGACAAGGGUGUACUUAAUGGGGCCGUCUGA
Molecule: messenger RNA, 1026 nt
Organism: Pteropus alecto (black flying fox)
Lineage: Eukaryota; Metazoa; Chordata; Mammalia; Chiroptera; Pteropodidae
Gene: DBX2
Product: developing brain homeobox 2
Exons: 4
Coding region: 1-1026 (341 amino acids)
Biological process (GO): regulation of transcription by RNA polymerase II
Molecular function (GO): DNA-binding transcription factor activity, RNA polymerase II-specific; DNA binding
Source: RefSeq, a predicted model, not a curated record